CCGGCAGCGUUGAUCAGCUGUUUACCCGUGGACAAACACAAUAACUGUAUAGUAAGCGACGCAGCUCAGCGCCAGCCUCCCGCACUCAUCCUCAAGGUUACAGUAAAGAAAAAUGUCGUCUAGCAUUCAGCUCUCCCCUGAGGCACUGUGUGAUGGCUUGGAUCAACUUUCAAUUCAGCAACUUGAGCUCAUGGACCAGCUCAUUAAGAAUAAUAUGAGGUUGGAAGAAAAUAUGAGAAGUGGUUUCUUUCAUUUAGGAAAGACACGCUACACACUUGGCUCCAAUGCUGUCAGUCCGCUACAGCUACCGACAAAUGAAAGUGACGUCCAAUCCCUUGCUGGUGUAGUUAGCACCCCGGUGGUCCUGGAGCAGCAGUCUGGUGACAUAAUGUAUCACACUGUUGAUGCCAAAUUUUUGGAUCCUCUGGUUGUAGUUGAGGAUGGUGUGAUAGACAAAACCAUUUCUUUAGGCAGCCUUGAUCAUUUUGAUGAUAAAAAUAAAGGAAUCAGAAAAAGAGUUAGCAAUGUUGAAGGAAAACAGAAAGUUGAAGAAAUAUCUGAAGGUGACUUGAAGGAAAGUGAUGACAAAAUUAAAGUGAAAACCAUAAACCGUGAUCCUAUUCGCUGGUUUUCAGUAUUGCCACCUCAGACUUUAAAACAUGCACAACAGGAUUUCAAGACUGCCAUUCAGUUGAUUGCCCAGUGUGCUACUUCUCAACUGAAACUGAGAGCUGUCUCUAAGGAAUAUAAACGUCUACUUGAAAUAAAAUGCCAGUUAGAUAGAAUUGAAAAAGAGGCAUGAUUUAAUUGCAAUUAAUUGUCAUGAUUAAUACAAGCACAAUAUUAUUGUUUGUAGCUUUUUGUAUUCUAAUAUUGCAUUCCUAUUUCUUGGGACCAUUUAUCAUUAUACAGUAUAGAGCUGUUGUAUUCAGUGCAUUGUUUACAAAUAAGCUUGCAUCACUGAAAUGGCUAAAUAAUAAUUAAGCCUUUGUAAAAACUAUAGUACUCUACUUAAGUUUUUAUUCUCUUGUUUCUGUUACUUGUUUUGAGAUUGUUGACAUGUAAGGCUUGUUAGGAAACUGACCAACUCACAGCAAAGGCUGUGUCAUUUAAGUAUCUGGAUAAUAGUUACUAUGCCCAGCAGCUGUAAAUCUCUAAUAUUGUUUUUGUUAGUAGUUGUAACACACUAAUAUGUCCAGCAGUUGUAACACUAAUACUGUAAGUUAUAUUUCACUUUAAACAAAUAAUAAUAUGUACAGUAUGCUCAAAAUUUAAACUUCUAGUGGUCCCUCCAAAUUUCAGACCUCCAUCUAAUCACUUCUUCAGAAGAACAGAUCAAAUCUGCCCACCAAAUCUUCUUGCGAAUUUUAUUUGUUAGAAAAAUUCAGAUUCUGGAUGGGGAUGUGGUGAAAUUAGAGUUGUGUAAACUAAUACCCAUGCAUAAUAAGCAAAUUUAUAUGCCUGUAUUAUUUAUCUGGCUCAGCUAACAAUCUCUACCUCUUAUGUUAUGGUCUCUUGAGGUCACAGUGAUGAUAGUUUGAUAAACUGGAAAAAUAUUGUUGAUAUAUUUAUAUGUUAAAUUGUGUAACUAGCUUAUCAGUGCUGUAAUUUGCCUAGUUAAUAGAAAUUGGGGUUCAGUUCCUAAAUCCACUAUGUGCCUCUUUAACCUUUCCACUUUCACUCACAGGGUGAGUGUGGUUCACUUCCAACUACAGGAUGGGUAUGGGGUCCACUUCCAUUCCCAGAAUGGGUAUGGGGUGCAUAGUAAAUGAACUUGACUAAACAACUUAUAUUUAUUUUUCCAAUUUUUGCUAGUCUUGCUCUUUUAGUAGUAAUUAUUAUACAAAAAAUGCAUCUAUAUUUUAGAAAUGUUUUACUAAGCUGUUCUAUAAUAAAAUUUGCACAGGAAA
Procambarus clarkii (red swamp crayfish) is the source of this 1910-nucleotide messenger RNA. RefSeq names its product coiled-coil domain-containing protein 115. The record is from RefSeq and is a predicted model, not a curated record. Gene Ontology annotation, biological process: vacuolar proton-transporting V-type ATPase complex assembly. NCBI's taxonomy places the organism in Eukaryota, Metazoa, Arthropoda, Malacostraca, Decapoda, Cambaridae.